GGUUUUAAAUUUUAAAAUGGCAACCCCAAGUUUGUCGAAUAUUGUAUUGUCAUAAAUUUGUCUGCAGACGUUACGGAGUUAUCUCGGUGAAAGGAGUGCGCAAAGUUAAUAAUGGCUUUUAUAAAUAUUAUAUCAAUUAAUAGUUGUAUCCCUUCACUGCUGCUCAUACUGCUGGUGUCAGCUCAAACGAAGACGCAGCCCGCGCUGGUGUCUCCGUGCCCUAGUGUCUUCGAAUACGACACAAGCAUACAGCAUCCGGGUAGAUGGUACGGCGUUAUCAAGCUAUCAAGCGACUACACUAUCCACUCGUUGUGGUUGAACAUACAUCUGGACAACUAUUCUGAGGCGCUUAAGAACUGUCUAGGGAGCGUGACGCAGGAGAACAAAUACAAAUUUAUGAUCAACAGAACGGAUUUCGUAAUCCACCCCGGCGAAGUGAAGAAAGUACAGAUUUAUGUCGAAUAUAACAUUACGAGCUCUCCUCCUAAAAUGAUAGGUAUAGUAUUUAAUGGUCGCAGAAUAUGCGGGCCGUCAUUCGUUCUGUCCCUAUUACAUUCAGACUAUCGUUAUCACGGGACCGAUAUGCGGGGAUGUCCUUAUCGACCAAGCGCUCUGCCUUCCUCGGAGGAGGAAGCUUCCAGUAACCGAACAUACAAUAUACAAAGCACUACCGACAGCGGCGUAGUUCCUAAUCCAACAAACAAGACUGAAAACAAGGACGUUGACGAUCUAUUCGGCGGGCCAGUAUCCUUUGUAUUGCCGGAUACAGUUAAUAACUUUCACAACAAGAGCGAACGCAGCCGUUGUGGUAGAAUAUACGCAAAAUCACCUUUGGUCAUUGGAGAAGCGAUCGAGACCAUACAUUGGCCUUGGCAGGUGUUAAUAUUAAGGUCGAUAAGCGCUCAUACAUAUCAUAUGACGGACUUCAAGUAUCGGUGUAGCGGCACUCUGGUUUCGACGCGGCACGUGAUCACGGCUGCUCAUUGUCUCACGGCCCGGGGUCAGCUCAUCGAAAGAGACCUCCAAUUAAUUGUUGCAGGGCGGCACCAUUUGCACGUUCAAUUAGUUAACGAAAAGCACAUAUUUGCUGAAAUCAAAGAUAUAAAAAUUCACCCGGAGUUCGACUACCAAACAUUCAGAAACGACCUGAGCAUUGUGGAGGCUGUGGAUCGAAUAAAAUACUCUAGCUGGGUGCAGCCGGCGUGUCUCUGGCCGCAGACUCCGGUACCCGAGAAGCACCGCGCGAAAACUGGAGUGGUGGGGGGCUGGGGUUUCGAUAAGUCAGGAGAACCAAAUGAACUAUUAACUACAAUCGAAAUGUCCGAGGUGGGCACGCAGUCCUGUCUUCAAGCUCACGAUGCUUCGUUGGCGAACUACUUAACCGAUAAGGUUUACUGCGCGAAAUAUGUCAAUGGCACUAGUAACUGCCACAACGACAGCGGGGGCGGCAUGAUGGUCCGAGUGAAGAACAAAUGGUACCUGCGCGGCGUGCUCUCGUUCUACUACUCGCCCGAGCUGCAGCACGCCUGUCAGAGUCACGCCCUAUUCACGGACGUCGCCAAGCACUUGCCCUGGAUCAAACAGCACGUCUACGACUUCUUGUGAUGUCAAAGAAUAACAAUAAACGAAUACCUAAA
Molecule: messenger RNA, 1637 nt
Organism: Bombyx mori (domestic silkworm)
Lineage: Eukaryota; Metazoa; Arthropoda; Insecta; Lepidoptera; Bombycidae
Product: CLIP domain-containing serine protease B4
Exons: 9
Coding region: 112-1605 (497 amino acids)
Biological process (GO): proteolysis
Molecular function (GO): serine-type endopeptidase activity
Source: RefSeq, a predicted model, not a curated record